This is a messenger RNA of Tricharina praecox, 1190 nucleotides long. Its product is annotated as camp-regulated phosphoprotein/endosulfine conserved region-domain-containing protein. Gene Ontology annotation, molecular function: protein phosphatase inhibitor activity. The coding region runs from base 264 to 704 and encodes 146 amino acids. Gene Ontology annotation, cellular component: cytoplasm. The transcript is spliced from 3 exons. Lineage: Eukaryota; Fungi; Ascomycota; Pezizomycetes; Pezizales; Pyronemataceae. The record is from RefSeq and is a predicted model, not a curated record.
UGCAGUGAGCGCGUGGGUCUUUCUUUCUUCCUACCACCACCACCCUCUCUACUUCCCCGCCAACCAGCUACUGAUUGGUCUGUGAACAACGCACCUAACCAUCACCACCCAGCACCACCACCUCCAUCACCCGCAACCACCACUUCGCACCCUCCCCAUCUUCAACAUCACCAUCCCACCAUCGUCGCCCCGCCCCCCUCGGAAACUAAAUCCCCCCCAUCUCCAUCAUCACAAUUCCUCAUCCCCGACAGCUAUCGCCCGUCAUGCUCCCCCAGCAGCGCAACAAGGUCGAUAUCAACUCGCUGUCCGCCGAGGAGCAGCGCCUCUUCCGUCUGUACGGCAAACUCCCGUCCAAGCGCGAUAUCCUCCAGAACAAGCUCAAGGAACGUAAAUACUUCGAUUCGGGCGACUACGCACUCUCGAAAGCCGGCAAGGCCAGCGACGUCGGCGUAACCAACAUCGGCAGCCAGCACCCGCUGCCCGAGAACAUCCCGCACAUCCACAGCACGCCGACGCCCGGCAGCAAGGCGGGCGAGGUCGGCUCGCCCAUCAAGGAGCACACGCACCUGCACUCGUCGCCGAUGGCGAGCGAGGAGCCCGUUACCGCCGAGGAGCUGGAGCGUGAGCAGCAGCAGGAGGAGGAGCUGGCCGCCGAGAAGAAGGUCGAGGUCGAUGAGAAGGAGAAGGCUAAGACUGAGGCGUGAGCUUAUCGGGGCUGGAUGGGAUGGGAUGGGGCGGGAUGGGAUCGGUUGGGAUCGCUGGGAUGAAAUGACAUGGCAUGGUGUGGCGCGCGGAAAGGAGGUUUCUUUUUACUCUUCUUCGUUGACCAGACCGAUCAGAUGAGAUGGGCCGUAUUUUCACGCACAUGCUCUAAACGAAACGCAUCCACAUCUACAUCUACAUCCACAUCCCCCAUCUCCCCCUUCCCCCAUUCCCCCCCUCCUUCCCCUUCACCUCCUCCUCAUUUUCCCCCGCAUACACACGCAUGCACACACGCAGAUAUACAACAUACUCGGUCAUUACAGUAGUUUACGCGAGCAAGGCAAGCAAGCGCGUUUUCGUCGUUGUUUCUGGCGUUGAGGGGUUUAGUUUUUAGUUUUCAGUUUCGAUUCGAUGUGGGGAGGAGGGAGCUGCUGGCGACAAUGUGCCGACUCUGUUACCUAUGUUUCUUCUUCUUCUUCUUCUUCUUC